Messenger RNA from Nothobranchius furzeri (turquoise killifish), 1196 nucleotides. RefSeq names its product proteasome 20S subunit alpha 6, like (gene psma6l). NCBI's taxonomy places the organism in Eukaryota, Metazoa, Chordata, Actinopteri, Cyprinodontiformes, Nothobranchiidae. The record is from RefSeq and is a predicted model, not a curated record. Gene Ontology annotation, cellular component: nucleus; proteasome core complex; proteasome core complex, alpha-subunit complex. Gene Ontology annotation, biological process: ubiquitin-dependent protein catabolic process; proteasomal protein catabolic process.
GAUUAUGCUCAGGGCUCGAGUUCGGUCGGAGCCGGUAGCCCACCCGCAGGUGAGGGAGGCAGGCCCGGUACCGGUGCCACCCACCGGAUCUAGCAGUAAGAGAAAGAGAAAGUAAAAGUCAGAGGAAGUCUUUUCAUUACUCUGCUCUAGGAUCCCAACGCUCGCUCACCUCCUUUUAACGCAAAUAAAACAAACAACUCGAUUAAAGUCGAUCGUUUAGAUUCUAACCGCGUUCUCGCUGAGGUCAUCUGAGGUCAAGGAGGAGGAAGAAUGUCCCGCGGCUCCAACGCAGGGUUUGACCGACACAUCACGAUCUUCUCACCGGAGGGCCGCCUCUAUCAAGUCGAAUACGCCUUCAAAGCCAUCGCUCAGAGCGGACUGACGUCUGUCGGGAUCAGGGGGUCAGACAGCGUCGUGGUGGUCACGCAGAAGAAAGUACCGGACAAGCUCCUGGACUCGUCCACGGUGACCAACAUGUUCAAGCUGACCCCUCGAAUCGGCUGUGUGAUGACCGGGCAGAGUGACAGCCGAUCGCAGGUCCACCGGGCCCGAGUGGAAGCGGGAGAGUGGAAAUAUAAGUUUGGUUACGACAUCACGGCGGACGUGUUGUGUCGCAGGCUGGCGGAUAUCUCUCAGGUGUACACACAGAAUGCAGAGAUGAGACCGCUGGGCUGCUGUAUGAUCAUGGUGGCCAUCGACCCCCAGCUCGGUCCCGUCCUGUAUAAGUGUGACCCAGCAGGCUACUACUGUGGCUUCAGAGCCACGGCGGUCGGGGCCAAACAGACGGAGGCCAACAGCUACCUAGAGAAGAAGCUGAAGAGGAAACCAGACUUGUCUCACAACAGAGCGGUGCAGCUGGCUGUAUGCUGUCUGUCCUCCGUCCUGUCGUUGGACUUCAGGGCCAGUGAGCUGGAGGUGGGUGUGGUCACCAAAGACAAGCCCAAGUUCAGGACUCUGUCCGAGGCUGAGAUAGAAGCUCACCUGGCUGCUAUCGCGGAGCGGGAGUAGAGCCACACUCACAAAUCUUCUCAGCAUUUCAUCAUGACCCCUUCACCGCUGAUAGAGCGGAGGCUUUAAUCCGAUUGGGUCUAAACAUACAGAUGAUGAUGUUUACGUAUCUUUUUAAAAUCCCUCUUAAACAAACCUUUGCCACACCUGAAUGAACAGCAGUCAUAAUAAAAUUAAGCAAGUUUGAA